Messenger RNA from Eupeodes corollae, 2510 nucleotides. It is a transcript of the gene Vdup1, whose product is annotated as arrestin domain-containing protein 17. The record is from RefSeq and is a predicted model, not a curated record. Gene Ontology annotation, cellular component: cytoplasm. The transcript is spliced from 3 exons. Lineage: Eukaryota; Metazoa; Arthropoda; Insecta; Diptera; Syrphidae. Gene Ontology annotation, biological process: protein transport. The coding region runs from base 1286 to 2308 and encodes 340 amino acids.
AUAUACAACCUAAAAUCUAACCAAUAUGACUUUGUGAGCUUCCUGAUCAAUUCAGUUCUCUGUGAAACAUCCACAGUGGCGGUGAUGGUGUUGUUGUGGAUUUAAAAAAUAUCUUCAAGAUCGUAUAAGAAAAAAACAAAAAUUGAAGAAUAUCUUUUACAAAGAAGAAGAGAAUCAAAAAUAUAAAAUUAAAAAAUAUAAACAACAGAAAAAAGAAUAGAAAAGGAAAUUGAUCUUCAUCAACAAGUUUUGUAUCUUCUACCAACUUCAUCACAUACGAACAACAGCUGAAGAAUAAAAGAAGAAUCAUGAAGAUCUGCUUGGAAUACAAAUGAAGAUAACUUCCUAGACAACAAAAAUCCAAACAAAAAUUCUCAAUUUUUGUCAUUGUUUCCUUCGGUUUUUCAUUCUCCUACACAAACAUCACCAACAACAACAACAAUCGACGACUUUAAAGUGCAAUAAAAAGUGAAAACCUUUUUAUUUAUUUUUGUAUUAAACAACAACUUGUGGAAGUGGAAAACAAACAAACCAAAAAAUAGUAAAAAUAAAAGAAAAACACUCGUCCAUCAAAGUGGUAACAAAGUUAAGUUAAGUUAAGUUAAAGAAGCAAAGAGGAGGCAUUGAACUACACGAAUAAGUAUCUAGAUACUUCAAAACCCCCCUGCAUCUCAGGUACGGUGUGGUACUUGCGCUAACAAAAAUAAAUUGACAACGCUUAUUCGGAAAUACCAUGCAAACAAUUGCGUGCUUUGUUGCAAAUUUAAUAGACUUUUGAUUGUGCAAUAAAUGAAAUUUUAUAGAUACUUUUUUUUAAAAAGGUGUGCUGUUGUUUUAUAGAUUUUAAAAAACUUACAGUGUUGCCAUUUUUCAAAGACUUAGCGGAAACUACUGCAUUUUUAACUUCAAGUCAAAAAAGUGACAUAACACUCUGCCUGCUGGUUUUGCCUCUCUUCGCCAAAGGCAGGCAUAUCGUCGUCGUCGACGUCUUGGUUGUCGUAGCUCGUCGACUUACAUAUUUGGCGAAGAACAAGUUAUUAAAAAUAUAGAAGAAGAAAAAAAACAAUAAAAUCAAUUCCGACCUUGAUAAUCUUAUGCCCACAGCAUUCCGGUCGUCUCCGUUCGUUGUGCCCAUUUUGGGGUUUAGUCUUUUUAAGUUUCGGUUUUCGACGAUCGCACUAUUUGACGUAGAUACAUUUAAUUAAUUUAGUAUGCGCAUCAUCUGAGAUACAUUUUUAAUCAAUAUUCCAAGUCAAAUAAACAGUACGAACGAAAAACGAAAAAAAUGCCUAGAAAACUGUUAAAAUUCUUGAUAAUCUUCGAUAACACAUCGUUGUUAUACUUUCCGGGACAGUUUCUGUCGGGAAAGGUUCUUCUAGAACUUCAGGAUGAUACUCCGGCACUGGGACUUCACUUUCAUGUUGUUGGGGAGGGAGUCGUUCGAGUUGGAUCGGCUCGACAGGAACGAACUUAUGACAAAGAGAACUACAUUGAUUUUCGUAUGAAACUUCUGGGUGAUCCUGAUCAAGGCCCAUCGGUCUUAUCGCCGGGAAUUCAUAGUUUUCCAUUCAAAUUGGGACUUCCCGUGGGACUGCCAUCGACUUUCUUGGGUCGUUAUGGAUGGAUACAGUAUUAUUGUAAGGCUGCGUUGCGUGAACCAACGGGACUGAUACAUAAGAAUCAUCAAGUAUUUAUUGUGAUGAAUCCGAUUGACUUGAAUCUGGAGAAGCCUAUUUUGGCGCAACCAUUUACAUGUGAAGUUGAACACAAAUUAGGAGUUGCAUGCGUAGGUGGCGGAACAGUGAAAUGCAGAGUUGCUUUGGAUCGUGGGGGCUAUGUACCUGGAGAGAGUAUAUCUGUGACAGCUUAUAUAUCGAAUCACAGUAAUAUAACAAUCAAGAGGACAAAGGCGUCAUUGACUGAGACUGUUGAAUAUCUAGCCCGUGGCAAAACCAUCCAAACUGAAAAACGCGCUCUAGCCGUUUUAGUUCGUGGUAAAAUUCGUCCCGGUGGUAAAGAUGAAUGGCAAAAUGAUAGUUUAUACGUACCCCCUCUGCCACCAACGAAUUUGAGAGGAUGUCAUUUAAUAAAGAUUUCGUACGAUGUCUUCUUUGUGAUUGAACCCAAGUCAUUAGAAAAAGAAAUUAAAUUACAACUGCCGAUUGUUUUAGCCACAUAUCCAUUUAGAAGUUCACAGAAUGAUAUUGCAAAUACAUGGCCAGAGGCUGUCUUGAAACCAGACACACAUUAUCCAUCGACAUUACCAAUAUUUAGACCAUGGUUACAUGAGAAGCCUGAAUCAAGCUAAAAAUGUGUGAAUUUGUGUGUUUUUUUUUCGCUUAAAUUUUGUAUUCUAUUAAUUUUGAUUUUAUUUUGCACGAUUAAUUGAAGAGAUUUUUUGUCAUAUUAUAGUCAUAAAAUAUUAUCGCAACGAUAUUCAUCACAAACAAAAAAUGCCAUACACUAAAGUGACUUACUUAUAUUAAUUUUAAUUUUAAUUUUUUAUUUUU